Molecule: messenger RNA, 436 nt
Organism: Poecile atricapillus (Black-capped chickadee)
Lineage: Eukaryota; Metazoa; Chordata; Aves; Passeriformes; Paridae
Gene: APELA
Product: apelin receptor early endogenous ligand
Exons: 2
Coding region: 251-415 (54 amino acids)
Biological process (GO): heart development; apelin receptor signaling pathway
Molecular function (GO): apelin receptor binding
Source: RefSeq, a predicted model, not a curated record
ACAGAAAAAGAGAGAACGGGAGAAGGGAAGGGAGGGAGGCCCGGCCGGCAGCGCAAGCCAGGAGCCUUGGCCCUGCCUGAUCCUUAGCCCCGCUGCUGGAGGCGGCUGGCCCUGGCUCCCCGGCGGCUCCCUGGCAUGUGAGCGGGCAGGGCUGCGGGCGCUGCCGGCCCCUCACGGCCUCCUGUGCGUGCAUUUCCUCGCCGGCACGCACAAACACAGCCCAGGGCUCGCCUCCGCCUGGACUGCAGACAUGAGACUCCAGCUGCUGCUUUGGGUGGUGGCUGUGCUCCUGGCGAGCCUCCUCCCAGCCUCCGGACAGCGGCCAGCCAACCUGGCCCUGCGCAGGAAGCUCCACCGGCACGGCUGCUCCCACCGGCGCUGCGUGCCGCUCCACUCCAGGGUGCCCUUCCCCUGAGCCCCGGCGGAGCGCGGCCAG